AUGAGCGACAUCAAACAAAUGCAAGCAAUUAAACCGGAGAUAAUUCGUGCAAAACUUUUGAGUCCAAAUACAAAGAAAGACAUUGAAGCUAAAAAACAGCAAUCUAGUUAUCUUGAAAAUAUCGUAUCAAAGAGACUAGAUCAAGGGUAUUAGAGGUUGUCCUAGAAAAACUCGCCAAUAAAAAUAAAUAGAGAUUUAAUUGCAGUAGCCUGUAAUGAUAAAAGUGAUUUGAAUGAGAAUAAAUUUAAGUAAUUCCCUGGAAAAAAGAAUAAUCCCCAUGCUUAUCAAAGCACUGAUUUUCCUAAAACCAAUAGUCCAACGCAUAAGAAGGAUAUAAAUGCUAAGGGCUGCUCUGUUGAUGAUAUAUUACACCUUUUGCAGUCUAAAUACAUAGAAAAUCCUAUUAAGACUAAUGCUGUACCUUCAAGUUUGAAGGAGAGAUUAAUUUUACAUAAGUAAGAAUUCAAAUCACAAGAUAUGCUCGAACAAUCAAGUGAGCUGUAGAGAACAAAGCGUAAGCUGUACAAUAAGAGACGAAUGACUAUAUCAAAGAGCAUUUAAAAUCUGAAAGAGCUAUAGAAGAGAAGUGAAGACAAAAUUUUCGGAGCCUCAGCAGUUUAAAAUCUUCAGGAAUCCAUAGAUAGAAGUAUAAUAGUCGAUCAUAAAUUUACAACUGCCGCUAUUAAUUAUGGGUCUAUGACCUUUAGAGAUAAGCAAUUCUUUGAAUCUAAAAAAGAUUCUAUUGGCAUAGAACUGCCACCAAUAAUUAAUCAGAAUAUAUAUGGAACCUUGACUUAAAGGUACUAGUAAUAUGAGAAAGACCUUGAGGAAUAAGGUCGAAUUCGAAAUUUAUAUUCGAAUGAUGAGACUUUUAAUUAUGAUUCGGAUUUAUAAAUUUAGCCAAACUCCAAUGUUUAAUCUUAGAUUCUAGAUGAUCAAAUUUUCUAAAACGAACUGAUAAAUGAAGAUCUUCCAAAAGCUAAAGCACAAUUACUGAGAAAUAAAGGCUUGAUUGACUCAGAGUCGUUGCAUGUUUUAGAUUUAUAUAGAAUUAAGGGUCAAUCAUUUGUUCCAACUACAGAUACUGAAAUUGGAUUUUUUAAGAAAUCUUUGAAUAAAAUACCAAUCCCUAAAAGAUAAGUGGACAAGAGCGGCAGAUAAAUCAAAGUGCAGCAGCAAUAAAACCUCUAGAAAAUCUUUAAAGUCUCUAAAAUAGAUUAAAAGUAUGAGGAAUUCCAGGAGUAACUGUCGAAAAACAGAGAGAAAUACAAUCUAUAGUAAAAUAGUAUAAUCAAUAUCAAAAUAUGUGAGAGAUAUUCCUCUUAGUAGGAACUUCAUACUAAUGAAGAUGAACAACUUGAGGAGGAACAAUCGUUUUUGAGGUUGGACGAUAAGCAUUGGAAGAAAAAUGGAAAUCACUUAUCCCCCAAGUAAAACUCUUCAUUUAAGAAAUAACUUAAAAGGAAAAAUUUUAAACUUCUAAUAAAGCAUAGACCAACUAACUAUGAAGAUAUUAAAUAUGAAAGUAAUCAACUACAAAAGAUGCUUGUUGUUUCAUCAAGCCUACCGCUUCUUCCAACGUAUAAAACUAAUUAUAAUAUGUAAGAGUUAUGA
Messenger RNA from Stylonychia lemnae, 1614 nucleotides. The record is from the annotation of a GenBank genome assembly. Lineage: Eukaryota; Ciliophora; Spirotrichea; Sporadotrichida; Oxytrichidae.